Molecule: messenger RNA, 1377 nt
Organism: Acanthisitta chloris (rifleman)
Lineage: Eukaryota; Metazoa; Chordata; Aves; Passeriformes; Acanthisittidae
Gene: TTC38
Product: tetratricopeptide repeat domain 38
Exons: 13
Molecular function (GO): protein binding
Source: RefSeq, a predicted model, not a curated record
GCCUGGCAGGAUGCUGGACUUGCACUGUCCACCACCAGCAAUGAAGCCUGUAAACUCUUCGAUGCUGCACUGACACAGUAUGCAACCUGGGCCAGUGAUGAGAGCCUUGGAGGUAUUGAAGGGUGUCUCUCCAAGUUAAAAGCAGCAGAUCCAAAUUUUACAAUGGGACAUGUCAUUGCCAAUGGUUUGGAGUUGGUUGGCACUGGCAGUUCCGUGCGGCUGGACGAAGGGCUGGACCGCGCGGUGAAAGCAAUGGUGGCACUUUCUGAGGCACAGCCACUGACCGAGCGGGAGAAGCUGCACGUGUCAGCGUUGGACAUGUUUGCCAGGGGCCAGCUUCCCAAAGCUUGUGAUCUAUGGGAACAGAUCCUGCAGAGCCACCCAACUGAUCUGCUAGCCCUCAAGUUUUCCCAGGACACAUAUUUCUACCUGGGAUAUCAGACACAGAUGCGAGAUUCCGUUGCCCGGGUUUAUCCUUUCUGGACACCUGAUGUUCCACUAAGCAGCUACGUGAAGGGCUACUACUCCUUUGGACUCAUGGAGACAAACCUGUUUGACCGUGCUGAGGAGCUGGCCCGUGAGGCUUUGGCUAUAAACCAGACAGAUGCGUGGUCUGUCCAUACCAUAGCUCACAUAAAUGAAAUGAAAGCAGAGGUGACGAAAGGCUUAGAAUUUAUGAAGGAAACUGAAACCAACUGGAAGAACAGUGACAUGCUUGCUUGCCAUAAUUACUGGCAUUGGGCUUUAUACUUCAUUGAAAAGGGUGAAUAUGAGGCUGCUCUGACAAUUUAUGACAAUCAUAUUGCUCCCCGGUGCCUGGCGAGCGGCAGCAUGCUGGAUAUAGUUGAUAACUGUUCCAUGCUCUACAGGCUUCAUCUGGAAGGUGUGAAGCUUGGAGACAGGUGGAAGAAUGUUCUUGCACUUACAAAGAAACACACCAAUGAUCACAUUCUUCUGUUCAAUGAUGUGCACUUUUUGAUGUGUUCACUUGGAGCCAAGGACCACAAAACCACAGAGGAGCUUUUAACAUCUCUUCAGGAACUUGCCAAAGCACCUCGUGAAGAGCACCAGCUUUCCCUGGCUCCCAGUUUGGGGUUGCCACUGUGCCAGGCUUUUGUAGAGUUUGAGAAUGGAAAUUGUGACCGAGCUGUAGACCUGCUCUACCCAAUCCGUUAUCAGCUGGUCCAACUGGGAGGCAGCAAUGCUCAGAGAGAUGUUUUCAGCCAGUUACUGAUUCAUGCUGCUUUAAAUUCUAAAUCACAGGCCAAACGAAACCUUGCAAGGUGCCUCCUGAGAGAACGUGAUGUGAUGAGACCAAACUCACCAAUGACAGAGCGACUCAUCAGAAAGGCAGCAGCUGUCCAUUCCAUGGCAUGA